CUCUGUAAAUAAUUUUGCCUGAAAACCAAACAAACAGCUGAGUUUCAAGUUCAAAGGCAACGGAAUUUAGGGUUUUACUGUUCACAGAAACGGUACCAAAAUUACCUUAUCUUUUUAAUAAAACCUUCCUCAGUCUGGCAAAACAGCUGCACAUGGAUUUGGCCUGUGCAGCUAUAAUGUGUUUAUCAGAGGAGCCUCAUUCAUCUACACGCAAGUGGUAUUUCAGCCGAGAGGAAAUUGAGUAUCAUUCUCCAUCUAGGAAGGACGGAAUCGAACUUGGAAGAGAGGAGCAGUUUCGUAAGUCGUAUUGUUCGUUUCUUCAAGAGCUUGGAAUGAAGCUUAAAGUGCCUCAAGUAGCAAUAGCAUGUGCGAUGAUGCUGUGUCACCGGUUUUACAUGCGUCAAUCUCAUGCAAAGAAUGAUUGGCAGACUAUUGCAACUGUAAGCACAUUUCUCGCAUGCAAAAUAGAGGAAACACCACGCUUGUUGCGGGAUGUUAUUGUUGUGAGCUAUGAAAUUAUCCAUAAACGGGAUCCCUCUGCUCCAGGAAGAAUCAGACAAAUAGAAGUUUAUGAUAAGCAGAAGGAAUUGAUAUUGGUUGGGGAGAGGCUUUUGUUGGCAGCAAUUGCUUUUGAUCUUGAUAUUGAACUUCCUUACAAGCCCCUUGUUGCGGCUUUUAAGAAAUUGGAAAUUUUUCCUAACCUCUUAAAAGUGGCAUGGAAUUUCGUUAAUGAUUGGCUUCAUACAACCUUGUGCUUGCAAUACAAACCCCAUUACAUUGCAGCUGGUUCCAUGUGUCUUGCCGCUAAAUUUCAAAAAGUAAAGCUUCCUAUAGAGAAGGGCAAAGUAUGGUGGCUGGAAUUUGAUAUUUCACCUAAACAAUUACAAGAGGUCACUCAGCAGAUGGUGAGGUUGUUAGAGCAAGACAAGAGUCGAGCUUUAUCAUCAAGACAUGAGAGGGCCAGUCAAUCUGCUUGUUUAGCUGGAAAGAGUCAGAGUCAGUUUGUGGCUGGAGCUGAGAAUAGUAAAGUUGGCAAAUCUAUGGACAGUUGUGUCAGCCAAGUUAGAGUGAAACAAGUUUUCCCUUAUCAAGCAAAUGAUAUUGGUGCAAGUAGUGUUGUUGAGGAUGGCAACGAUAAGGAUCAGCCAAGAACGGAGGAAUCUGACCAGAACCCAAGUUUUAAGACUGUUUCAUCAGUAGCCUGUGACAACAAACAAGUAAGUCCAAAAGAAAGUUUACCAAGUCAAACCAGUGAUAGUGGUGCAAGUACUGUUGUUGACAGUGGGGAAGGUGAAUGUGGGCUAAGAACAGAGGAACGUCCUCUGAAUGCAAGUGUUAAGAUUGUAUCUGUUCAUAAUACCUUUAGCAAGAUUGAUGCCGACCGGAUUCGAGAGACCUUCAAGAGGAGAAGAUGUGAUAGAGCUGCAAAUUUUAAGUGCGUGGAAAUUAGAGAUGACGAGGUAGACAGUGAAGCCUGGAUAGAGAGGGAGCUGGAGAUUGGAAUAGAGUUGGAAUCUGCCUCUUCCCAGAAGCGAGAGAGGGCGCGCUGAGGUUUUGAAAUUGACAAAAGUAGGUCAUUGAUACUUGCUAAUUGAAUAUCUUCUUUUACUUAAGUGCAGCAAAGACUGGAUUAUUCCAUUGGCUCAUUUAUAGCAUUACAAGAAAGACUGGAUUCUGUUUCACUCUUAGAACAACUAUAUUCUUUCCCCGUUGUAGUACACAAUAGAAUUAUUAGAACAUUUUUUCAAGAGAUUGUAUUUGUGUUUCAGAUCAUUCGUGCAAGAAUCACACCCAUUCUUUUGCGUUGGAUUCUAAAUGUAUAGAUGACCCACAAUUUGUA
Molecule: messenger RNA, 1840 nt
Organism: Hibiscus syriacus
Lineage: Eukaryota; Viridiplantae; Streptophyta; Magnoliopsida; Malvales; Malvaceae
Product: cyclin-T1-3-like
Exons: 7
Coding region: 153-1550 (465 amino acids)
Biological process (GO): positive regulation of DNA-templated transcription, elongation; regulation of transcription by RNA polymerase II
Cellular component (GO): nucleus; cyclin/CDK positive transcription elongation factor complex
Molecular function (GO): cyclin-dependent protein serine/threonine kinase activator activity
Source: RefSeq, a predicted model, not a curated record